CUUGUGGCCAAGAGAAAGAGGACUUAAAUUCAUGAAAUCUCAGAAGGUCCAAGGGUCUGUGUUCACAGACAUCUCGAGGCAAGAAAAAGAGAAACUAUCCCGAAUCCUCACAGGAACCCUUAAUUAGGAAUCAUAAACCAUUAUAAGGAGACUCCUGCACAACUCAGCUGAAACAGGAUGACUGGACAUUCUAAGGAUUUCUGGAACUAUUUUCUUCAAGCUAAAGGAAAGCAGCUGCUAUUCAGGAUGUUUCAGUUUUCCUAUGGACAAUAUAUUGAAAUGUUUUACCAAUCACAAUCUUCUUUCUAAAGUUCUGAGAGCUUGCCUGUGCUCUCCUGUUUGGAGUCGACGUGUGCAGAAGUCCUGCUAGUCUGGUCCUUGUUCCCGUCUGGGUACCAGGUUUCCUUUAGCAGUGCAGACGGUGGAGCCUGACGCCAGGGAAAAGAGGAGCCAACUUCUCGGAAUUUUGCAGGUUGGUGUCAAAAUAGCGUUUCCCGUUUGUCCGCAGGUCUGCAGGUCUGUCGUUCCGAGCACUACACAAGGCUAGAAAAGGGGAGGAAGAAACCGAUCGGAUCAGUACAGAAGUAAUUGUAUUCAAAGAGGAAUAAAGCAGGAAAAAAGAAAGGAAGAGGAAAGGAAAGAAGGAAGAAAGAGAAACUCACAAGAUGAAACCCUGUCAAAAAAUUGAAGGAAAACCAGAAAAUGAGAGUGAACCAAAGCUUGAGCAAGAGCCAAAGCCUGAGGAAAAGCCAGAGGAGGAAGAAGAGCCAGAGGAGGAGGAAAAAACAGAAGGAACUUUUAGAGAGAGGCUGAUUCAGUCUCUCCAGGAAUUUAAAGAAGAUAUACACAACAGGCAUUUAAGUAAGGAAGAUAUGUUUAGAGAAGUGAAUGAAAUAGAUGAGAUAAGGAGAGUAAGAAACAAACUUAUAGUCAUGCGUUGGAAGGUUAACCGAAGUCAUCCUUAUCCCUAUUUAAUGUAGUUUGCCUUGAUUUUAAUUUUUUCUGAUAUUAACAUUGUCAUAUUGCUUUCUUUUGAUUUUCAUUUUCCUGAUAUACCUUUGUCCAUCUUUCUACUUUUAACUUGUUGCUAUUAGUGAUUUUAGAUGUAUCUCUUGUUAAUCUGCAUCUCAUUGUUUAUCAUAUUUUGAACCAAUAUACAAGUCUCUAUCUUUAGGAGAGCUUUACUCAUUUGUACAAAAAGAGGUUCCUAACAGGAUAUAAAAUGAAAAAAGGUUACUUGGUAAUAUGUAAAUGUCAUAUUUUUGAAAGGAAGACUACAUCUGUAUAUUACAUAUAUGCACAAAAAAAUUGUGAAGGAUGAAAGACAAAAAGUGUAGUCAGUGGUAGGAUUAUGAGUAAUUUUUUAUCCUGCUUAUUUGUAUUUUUCCUUAUUCCUAGAAUGUACACACAUUAUUGCUAAAAUAAUAAAAGUUUUAUAACAAAAAA
Messenger RNA from Lontra canadensis (Northern American river otter), 1446 nucleotides. RefSeq names its product transcription elongation factor A like 9 (gene TCEAL9). The record is from RefSeq and is a predicted model, not a curated record. NCBI's taxonomy places the organism in Eukaryota, Metazoa, Chordata, Mammalia, Carnivora, Mustelidae. The transcript is spliced from 7 exons. Bases 666 to 980 code for a protein of 104 amino acids.